Canis lupus familiaris (dog) is the source of this 1517-nucleotide messenger RNA. It is a transcript of the gene MNDA, whose product is annotated as myeloid cell nuclear differentiation antigen. NCBI's taxonomy places the organism in Eukaryota, Metazoa, Chordata, Mammalia, Carnivora, Canidae. Gene Ontology annotation, cellular component: nucleolus. The record is from RefSeq and is a predicted model, not a curated record. Gene Ontology annotation, biological process: cellular response to interferon-beta; positive regulation of interleukin-1 beta production; activation of innate immune response. Gene Ontology annotation, molecular function: double-stranded DNA binding.
AUGGAGGGUGAGUACAAGAAGAUUAUUCUGCUGAAAGGACUGGAGCCCAUCAAUGACUACCAGUUUAGCAUAGUCAAGUCCGUACUGGCCCGCGAUUUGGGACUGACCUGCAAAAUGCAAGAAGAAUAUAACAAGGUCAAGAUUGCCGACCUGAUGGAAAAGAAGUUCCCAGGGGUUGCCUGCGUGAACAAGCUAAUAGACCUGUUCAAGGAAAUGCCAUCACUUACGGACAUUGUCAAACAACUUAGAAAUGAGAAGGUAAAAGCUGCGAAGAAAACCAAAGCAACAGAAGAAACUCCAAGGAGAAAGAGGCCGCGGGAAGGAGCGGGCCCUGCUCCACACGCCCCGACCGCAGGCAGCGCGGUGCCGCGUGGGGGAGCCGAGGGGACCAGGAAGACUCAGAAAAGAAACACGGCCACCAAAGAACUGGCUUCGACAAAAAAGAAUAAGGGGUUCGGGCCGCCGACUCAACCCACCUGCCAUUCAGGAGCCAACCCGUCCGCAGCCACGGGCUUUAUGGGCUUGCUUCCGCAGCCCCACACCUCAUCGUCGACGCCCUGGGCCGCGGCCUUCCCCGAGAACCAGAUGGUGCAGGGCCAACAUCAAGGCGCCGCGAGAGGACGUGUCCUUCAGAAGGACCCCCUGACAGUCCUGGUUCUGAAGGCAACGGAGCCCUUCGAGUACGAGUGCCCAGAGGAGGGGAGAAGCAGAAUGUUUCACGCUACGGUGGCCACCUCCAGUCAGUUUUUCCAAGUGAAGGUCUUAAACAGCAACCUGAAGGAGAAGUUCACCAAGGAGAAUAUCCUUACCAUCUCAGACUACUUCGAAUGCAAGGGAAUCCUCGAGAUAAACAAAACCUCAUACGUGUACGAGGCUGAUCCUUUCCAAGUGAUUGCGGUCCCAAACAGCAUCACCAAAAGAGCAAAUGAAACCCCCAAGAUUGAUAACCUUUACAAGCAAGCAUCGGGAACAUUUGUGUAUGGAUUAUUUCCGUUAACUCAGAUAAAAGUGAAUAGGAAGACGACGAUCUACACAAUACAGGAUAAUACAGGAGCGAUGGAGGUCUUGGGCACCGGAAGAUGGCACAACAUCCCGUGCAAGGAAGGAGAUAAACUCCGACUCUUCUACUUCCAACUGAAAACCAUUGACCAGAAGCUGAAACUGACCUGUGGAACUCACAGCUUCAUCCAGGUCAUCAAGACGAGGAAAACCAAGAAGGAACCAGCCGGCUAUGAUUUUCAGCUGGAGUUUGAUAUGAUGAACUCCCCUCCAAAUCAAUUCGUGGCCUAUAACAGUGACGUUGUUAAAACUGAGAAUUUCUUUUAAAAACAGAAGCCGUAGAAAUACUGCAGCAUAUUAAUGGCUUUUUAUGUCUGAGCUGUAGAUUACAUUUCUUUAUUUUAUGAAAUUUACUUCUUCUUCUUCUGUAUUUUCUAAGCAUAUUACAUUUUGCACCUUAUACAUUUAUGAUGCAAACAAAUAAAACUGCCUUUUUCAAAGGGCAUCGUCUGCCAACG